CAAAGUAUGUUGAACGUCUUCGUGGUGCUGACAAGAAUAUCGAGACAUUUCCAUGUCCUACAUGUCGCUCGGAGUUUACUCUCAAAUUAAACCAAGAUGUUGCUGAACUGCCAAGUAAUUAUUUCAUUAAGAAUAUGCUAGAAAUUAUGGCGAUUCAACGAAAAGCGAAAGCGUCUGCUGCGUGUUCACACUGCCAAGAUACUGCCAUUAAUCAGUGCGCAUCGUGCGAAAUGUUUAUGUGUAAGAAAUGCUCAGAGUGGCAUGAUAUUUGGCCUGCGCACAAAAAUCAUAAUUUGAUAUCUGUGGAGGAACUUAGCAAUCCUGAACAUCAAGUGAAAAUGAGAAACAAGCUUUAUUGCACGAAACACGAAGAUGAAGUACUCAAAAUAUAUUGCGAAACAUGCAAGGAACUUUGCUGUGUAGAUUGUAUGCUAUUAAAUCACACAAAACAAAACCAUUCGCUUGUGGCAGUGAACGAGAUUGCACAGAAGCAAAGAGAAACAUUGAAAUCAAGCUGCACAACACUUGAUGAGAAAUUAGCUGAAGGAAAGGAAGCGUUGAACAACAUUUGUGAGGUAAUGCAAUCUCUGGAAAAGAAUGCUAAAACUGCUAAGGAGCAAAUCAAAGAACAAAAGGAAAAUAUCUUGAAGAUUGUGACAGAAAAACUUGAUGAGCGAGCAGAGAAAAUAAAUGAUGACGUGGACAAGGUUUAUGGUGAGUUACACCCUGAACUGAGCAAACAACACGAUGAGAUUAAAGAUUAUCUUGAUAAAAUCCAAGCUUCAGCAUCCUUGCCAAGAAAUCUCCUAAAGAGAGGAAGUAUCGAAGAAAUUAUGUCAUCACAAAAAUUGAUUGAUGAGAAAAUUGAGAAGUUGAGCAAUCAACAACCAGAGAAUCUGGCCGCAGUGAAUGAUGGUAGUAUUCAGUAUGUACCAGACGACAUUGGUAAUAUCAAUGUUGAUGAAAUUGUUGAUAAGUUGGGAUAUGUGGAAG
Messenger RNA from Paramuricea clavata, 993 nucleotides. NCBI's taxonomy places the organism in Eukaryota, Metazoa, Cnidaria, Anthozoa, Malacalcyonacea, Plexauridae. The record is from the annotation of a GenBank genome assembly.